CCCAUCCAUCCAGAAAACAGACGCACAACGCUGAACUGAAGUUGAGAGAUAAGAUCAUGGCAGAAGUGAAGGUUGUUGGCAGUUGGGCAAGUCCUUAUAGCGCAAGUGUUGAGAUUGCUCUCAAACUGAAAGGAAUUGAAUAUGAAUUCAUACAAGAAGAUCUAUCCAACAAGAGCCCCUUGCUUCUCAAAUACAACCCAGUCCACAAGAAAGUUCCUGUCCUCCUACACAACGGAAACCCAAUACCUGAGUCUCUUGUCAUCCUAGAGUAUAUCGACGAGGUCUUUCCGGGCACUCCCAUAUUGCCUAAAGAUCCUUACCAGAGAGCCAUGGCUCGUUUCUGGGCUAAGUUCUUCGACGACAAGUUCUUGCCUGCAGUAAAGAAAGCAGUAUUUACCAAAGGCGAGGAGGAGAAAGAGAAGGGAAAAGAUGAAGUUUGUGAGCUUCUGAAAAUUCUGGACAAUGAAUUGAAGAACAAGAAGUUCUUGGGAGGAGAGACGAUCGGACUUGCAGAUUUAGCCGGCAAUUUCAUCACCUUAUGGUUGGGAGUUUUUGAAGAAGUUAUAGGGGUAGAAUUGGGCGUGACUGAAGAAAAAUUUCCUCAUCUAUGUCGUUGGAAGGAGGAUUUUCUUAAUUGUGGUGUAAUCAAGAACACCUUUCCUCCAAGAGAUAAACUUGUUGCUUUCAACAUCAAGCGAUUCAACCCUGCAGCGGCAACUGCUUCUAAUUAGUAAAAAGAGUUGUACUAUUUUAAGUUUUAUGUUUCAUCUAUUGUAGCUCUUGUUUAAUUUGUCAUUAUUAUUAAUAAAAUAAAAUAAUUAGAGAAAGCCAUUGACA
Ipomoea triloba (trilobed morning glory) is the source of this 837-nucleotide messenger RNA. Its product is annotated as probable glutathione S-transferase. Gene Ontology annotation, molecular function: glutathione transferase activity. Gene Ontology annotation, cellular component: cytoplasm. Lineage: Eukaryota; Viridiplantae; Streptophyta; Magnoliopsida; Solanales; Convolvulaceae. The record is from RefSeq and is a predicted model, not a curated record. The coding region runs from base 57 to 731 and encodes 224 amino acids. The transcript is spliced from 2 exons. Gene Ontology annotation, biological process: glutathione metabolic process.